UUUUUUUUUAUAUAUUUUACAAUGUCAAAAAAAUCAUGUCUGUUAAUGAUAGGUGUAGAACAUAACUUAUAUGAACAGUGCCGCAUAAGUUAUCAGAAACUUAAUGAAUAUGGUGAAACAGGAACUCAACAUUGCAACAAUUGUUAAUAUCCGUCCAUCAACGUCCACAUCAAAAACGCAGAAAAUUACCUGAACUGCAAACCCGCACAAGAUCAAUAUACUCUAGAAAUAAAACACGCUGUAUAGUCGUCUAUGUUUUUUUUCGUAGGUAUGUAUAUCGUUCCUACCAAAUGCUGCGAUGAAUUUACAUAUUUAACAAUUAUAAGUAAAUAUUAUUCAGUAGUAAAUGUACUUCAAUAACCUACGCUCUCAGCGCAAUUAUAAUAAAUUCUAAGUAGAAUUGUUUUAUGUACUAUAUUGUCAAUCUGUACUUUACAUAAUAAAAUGCCCACCACGUUUAUCUACACUAUCUCCUUUGUUUAUAUACAUUUUUUACAUAAAAAAUUCAUUUGUCAAACUUACAGACAUUUAUAACCAAUCGAAUUAGUCUCAUUUCAAUUUCAUAUUUUGUUGCGCAGCUAUUUGUCUUAAUGUAAAAAAGCACGAAAUAAGAAUCACGAUUGAAUGUAAAAAUAUAUAAUAUAAUUUAAAAAAAUUGAUAUCGUAUACCUAAUAAGUUACAAAAUUUAAUAAUCAACAUGUAUAAAGCAUACAUUUCAAUAGAAAAGAAUAAAUUGUUUUAUAAACGAAAGUAAAAAAAAAAAUAUAAAAAAGUAAAACAAAACUUUCACUGUACAUAAAAGAAUUAAAUUAAUAAAAACGGCUAAUUUUUCAUAAGCAUCUAUGUUUAUAAACAGCAGACAAAUUUCUAGUGUUGCCAUUUAAUAGGUUGAGUAAAUUACCAACAAAAUUAUAACAUAGAAAACAUGGAAUGAUUAGUAUUUUUUUGAAACAACAGUCGUUAUCUACUUACAAUUAUUUACUUCAAUUUAUAUUAAUACAUAACAUCAUAACCAUAAUUGUCGCACAAUCACAAUUGACUAUAAGUGACAAGACGUUUCAUGACAGUCCAUAUACGUUUUCACACAUUUAGUAGUUUUUGAAAGUUCUGUUUUUUACCGUUAUAAGAUAUUUUUUCUCCAGGCAACACUAGAUACCUGUCAUUAUCGUAGUGUCAGAGCACGAAGCGUAUGUUACCGAUCAUCGCCAAACAAUAGUUUGGCGAAAUAUGUCCAUCAGCUAUGCUCGUCAAUAUUUGCUAAUAUAUGAGUAUAUAGAUGGUAGUUUAUGACUUGUUUCACUUUGUAGUCAAGAUUUGACAGGCCGUCUUUGACGAAUGAUUUACUUUGUGACAGGAGCUGGUACCUUUUAGGAUUAGGUCGUUGUUUUUUGUGUGUCAACAUUUCGUAUCGCGCUAUAGACAUUGGGUACCUUGCUAUGUGGUAAUUAUUUAUUUUUAACCUAUCCGACAUAUCAUCAUCCUCGCCGCCCCACCCCCAGUACUUGUUCGAGUAGCCAUUAACUUUGCGUAGUUGCUCAUUAGUCAUGGCUGAAACGCCACCGAACAAGGUUUUGUAUGGUAACUUAUAUUUAAACACAUCGACAGCUGCCGAGAGAUGGCGCGGCUGUGUAGUGCAGGAAUAAAGGUUCCUAGUGUCUGUGGGCAGCAGGUCGAUGUCGUGGAAGAUGAAACAUGUGAAGUUAGGCUCCAGUCUCUGACUCUCCACGUACCCCACGUUCAUCAGCUUGGCACGGUUGAAAGGUUUGUCACCUUCUUGUUCAAUAAUGAAUAUUCCAUAUUCAAUUUGUUGUUUCAUUAAGAACGGAUGCAUGUGGUUAAGGAAUACUGCUAAAUGUUGCUGUCGAUCUCUGAAUGGCACUAUGAUGGCGACUUUAUGUCUUGCGGUGCAGUUGGGGGGGCUGUAUCUACCUCCGAAUUGCACUUCUGGAUAUUUCUUUUCUAUCGUCGCUAAAUCCAUGUCAGUUUUAUUGGCUUGUAUGGGACCCAAGUCUGUAGGAAGCUCACACAUCGGCAGACUACUCGAAUCAUUUUUGUUAGUGUUACUCAUAUCUGUAGUUUCAUUGUUUAAGCUGUCCAUCAACUUGUUUAAGAGGAUGGAGCUCUGUGUCGACUGUGAUUGUUCAAUCAUCACUUUGUUACCCAUCGUUUGGUUGUUAUGUAUACUUUGGUUCUUGUAAACUGGCAUCGUAUUUGUCGUGUUUACUGUUGGGGGUUUCAUCAAAUUCAACAUCGCACCACGAUUACCAGUCAACAAUUGUGUUUUGUCGGAGUUUAAGUAGGUCCUGAGCGGAGAAGCGUCGAGUAUGGAGCCGAAGAGAUACUCGACUGCUGCUAGUGCCAACACGAAGAGUAGUAGGAGGCGCAGGACGCGAGACGCGCGCCCGCCCCCUGCGCUUCCGCUGCCGCCCAUCAAGGCAUGCAGGGCGCGCGCGCACACGCCGACCUCUGAGAGAAAGUGAUGUGCAAGGAAGGUGGUCGAUGGAAGUGUCCCAUUCUUGUCAGUGGAUACUUGUACAACGAUGCCGCGCCAUUACACCCAUUCUGUCUGUAACAAAGAAAUAAAUAUAGGUUUAGUAUGAGGGUGUUAUAAAAAAUUAAAAC
Molecule: messenger RNA, 2623 nt
Organism: Spodoptera exigua (beet armyworm)
Lineage: Eukaryota; Metazoa; Arthropoda; Insecta; Lepidoptera; Noctuidae
Source: the annotation of a GenBank genome assembly